GACAAUGAAGUGUUCUACGAGCGCCGGGACUACCACUGCUGCAGCGAAACGUACGGCCCAAGGGGCAUGGAAGCUUGCUGGCUCCCACCGCAUGUGACCUUCGAGCGAUGCUGUCGUGCAGAGUUUGCACAGAUCUUUGGGUCCAAAGAAGCGGCUUCCAUCGUGGAGGCGAGCCCAGUGACCCGUCGGACGGAGCUCCUCGUGGUGGGUGGGGGCCCGGCGGCCAUGAUCAUGGCUUUGCUGCUUCUCUGCGAGCCGGUUCUGAAUUCCAUGGAGAGUCACCCAUCCAAGCUACUCUCCUUUUCCGGAAAUGGGCCUGUGUUCGUGCCGGGCCUCGGUCGCUUGGCGAGUGUGCUCCAGGACAGCCACUAUGGCAUGCAGAAGACUGUGGAUGCCCUGAAUGUGGUGAGAUCUGACCACAGAACGGACUGCCACAACGUUGUGGAAGGGUCCUAUCUGGACUUCCGUCCGCGUAGGGAGCCGAUCCCGCACGUCAUCGUCAGCGCCAGCGGCUGGGGAGGGCAUUGGACGAAGAUGCCGGCAGAGACCUUGGCCCUGACAACGUUUGCUGAUGUCUCCCUGCCGGGUUUCACCAUCUUCCAGUUCCUGAAGCUGCGCCACAGGAAGGCGAAGCCAUGUGAGCGCCCGAGUCGCGGGUUGGUCGAGGAGUAUUAUCGAGCGUAUGCUGACCAUUAUAACCUCUCUGCGUACCUGCAACCUGGGGUCGUCAAGGAGGUGGAGCUGGGGGAUGACGGGAGAUACCUGGUUUCAGCAGAGCUGAAAACUGGCGGCAGUCUGCGAUUCUCCAGCUCUGCAGUGGUGCUUGCCAACGGCCGUUUCGGAUCCCCUCGCUUGCUACCGACUCUUCCUGCAGAAAGUGGCUCCAGCGUUGGGCCCCUGCUUGUUAUCGGAGGCGGGUUGAGUGCAGCUGAUGCUGUGCUCGCAGGCCUCCGUUCUGGGAGGCAGGUGCAUCACAUUUUCCACAGAGGACAAAUCAUCCGGAACUAUGGCGACAGGGCUGAGCAAUACCCUGAAUACCACGCUUUGCGAGAGUUAAUGUCCGGAAGCAACGACAAGAAGGCUCUGGAAGCCGCCGUGGGCUCCGCCGUGAGCUCCCAGGUCAGCUAUACACCUUACAUGCAAGCCAGUCUCGUAGAAUUCCUGCAAAACCCAGAGCCAAGCAACUUCACAUGCCAGAUCGAGUUUGAGAACAGUUUACGGCGUGUCGUGGAGGUGUCCCAGCUCAAGGUCUAG
Messenger RNA from Symbiodinium necroappetens, 1254 nucleotides. Lineage: Eukaryota; Dinophyceae; Suessiales; Symbiodiniaceae. The record is from the annotation of a GenBank genome assembly.